ACCCCCCUUUGCGGUGGGGGUACGUUUCCGCUACGGUGGUGGAAGGAGCCGCCGUGGCGAACCGCACCGCACUUUCCUCUCCCACCAAUUCCUCCCCUCCCCUCCAUUUCCAUUCCCCGGCGGAGUCUCUUCCUCCCCAUCGCCCCUCCUCUCCCCGUUUCAAAAGCCCGGAUCUCUAGGGCUUCCUCUGCCUCUUUCCGAUCCAAAUCCCAGGGUUUCUUCUUCCCCCAAUAGAGAGAGAGAGAGAGAGAGAGAGAGAGAGAGAGAGAGAGAGAGAGAGCUUCUCUUUCACUAGCGUUGAUCCGAGAUGAGCGUGGUGGGCUUCGACGUCGGCAACGACAGCUGCGUCGUCGCGGCCGUUCGGCAGCGCGGCAUCGACGUCCUCCUCAACGACGAGUCCCAGCGCGAGAACCCUGCCGUGGUCUCCUUCGGCGAGAAGCAGCGUUUCCUCGGGGCCGCUGGCGCCGCCUCCGCCGCCCGCUUCCCCCGCUCCACCGUCUCCCAGGUCAAGCGCCUCCUCGGCCGUCCCUUCCGCGACCCCGCCGUCCAGGAUGACCUCCGCCGUCUCCCCUUCCCCACCUCGGAGGCCCCCGACGGCGGGAUCUUGAUCCGCAUCCGCUUCCUGAACGAGGAGCGCGUCUUCACCCCGGUCCAGAUCCUCGCCAUGCUCCUCGCCCACCUCAAGCUGAUAGCCGAGAAGAGCCUCGAGACCCUGGUCAGUGAUUGCGUCAUCGGGAUCCCUUCCUACUUGACCGAUCUCCAACGGAGGGCAUACCUCGAUGCCGCCACAAUCGCCGGGCUGAAGCCGCUGCGGUUGAUGCACGACUGCACUGCCACCGCAUUGGGGUACGGCAUCUACAAGACGGAUUCAUCCGCUCGUGGAUCAUCAUUCUGUGUCGUCUUCAUCGACAUUGGUCACUGCAACACUCAGGUCUCGGUUGUGAGCUUCGGAUCUGAAAGAAUGAAUGUUCUUUCACACGCUUUCGAUGCGAAUUUGGGUGGGAGGGACUUUGAUGAAAUCCUGUUCAACCAUUUCACGGAGAAAUUCAAGGAGGAGUACCAGAUCGAUGUUCAUUCUAAUGUUCGUGCCAGCAUCAGGUUGAGGGUUGCUUGUGAGAAACUGAAGAGGGUUCUGAGUGCAAAUGCGGAAGCACCAUUGAAUAUUGAGUGUUUGAUGGAUGAGAAAGAUGUGAAGGGAUUCAUUAAGAGGGAGGAAUUUGAGAGACUCUGCUUGGGUUUAUUGGACAGGCUUUUGGAACCAUGCAAACAGGCUUUAGAGAAUGCUGAACUGAAUCAAGAUAGAAUCAAUGCUGUUGAGCUUGUUGGUUCAGGGUCACGGAUUCCAGCAAUAACAAGGAUUUUGACAGAGUUUUUCAGGAGAGAACCGAGCCGGACCCUCAAUGCUAGCGAGUGUGUUGCCCGUGGGUGUGCCCUUCAUUGUGCUAUGCUGAGUCCCAUAUUCAGGGUUAGAGAUUAUGAGGUGCAGGACUCAUUUCCUUUCUCAGUUACUUUUGCAACAGAUGAAGGUCCUAUUACAACUGUGUCAAGAAAUGUGCUAUUUCCUAAGAGCCAACUAAUACCAAGUGUUAAAAUGCUUUCUUUCUAUCGAACUGAUGCAUUUAAGAUGGAAGCAUUUUAUGCUAACCAAAGUGAACUCCCACCUGGUGCUUCACAAAAGAUCAGCUGCUUCCAGGUCGGCCCUUUUCCAGUUCAUGAAGGUGAAAGGUACAAAGUCAAAGUAAAAGUUCGGUUAAAUCUUCAUGGCAUGGUUUCUGUAGAAUCUGUAUCAUUGAUUGAGGAUGAUGAUAAUAGUACAGUUUCAAGGGAUGCAAGUCGAGUAGAUAAUAUGGAAACUGAGCCUGCUUCUGAUGCAAACUCUGAUAGCACUGUCCACACUGCUGAAAAUGGAAUAUAUGAACAUGUUGAACAUGGAUCCAUACCCUCCUCUGAUACAUCAAAAGCAGAAAGAUUGCCUAGAAGGCACGAAUUGCUAAUUACUGAGACUAUAUAUGGUGGAACAACAAAAGAAUGGUUAUUAGAAGCCCAAGAGCAAGAAAAGUGGCUUGCAUAUCAGGACAAACAAAUGGAGCAAACAAAGGACAAAAAGAAUGCACUUGAAGCUUAUGUAUAUGAGAUUCGCAAUAAGCUUUUUGAGAGAUAUCGAAGUUUUGCAAAUGAUUCCGAGAGGGAAGGAAUUUCUGUUAGCCUACAACAGACUGAAGAAUGGCUUUAUGAAGAUGGAGAUGAUGAAACUGAAAAGGUUUACACUGGCAAACUCGAUGAAUUAAAGAAGCUGGUGGAUCCUAUCGAGAAUAGAUACAAGGAUGAAGAAGCUAGAGCUCAGGCUACAAGGGAGCUUUUGAAGUGCAUAGUUGAUUAUAGAAUGGCUGUGUCUUCAUUGACAACUUACGAGCGAGAUGUUGUCAUUGAUGAAUGCAAUAAAGCUGAGCAGUGGCUGCGGGAGAGAUCUCAACAACAGGAUUCAUUACCAAAGAACACAGAUCCAGUUUUAUGGUCUCAUGAAAUCAAGAAAAGGACAGAAGCCUUGGACAUGUCGUGUAGAAAUCAUUUGAGACACAAGGGUUCUCAAUCGAGAUCAGAGGAUUCCAGAGGCUCAGACCACUCAAACUAUGAGAAUUCUAGAACUGAUUGAUUAGUUCCUUAUAAUCUAAAGUUAAGCACGAUUCAUUCUUCUCAUCGUUGUCGUGGAGCCUUGUCUGCUGUCAAAGUUGGGAGUCCACAACCAGUCACAGGAAAUACCAUAGAAAUCCUCGGGAUGAAGCUUCAUGAGAGGUGCGGCCGCUCUGGUUCUUCUGCUUCUUUCCCAAGAGGCAGUUUUUUGUUUCUCACACUUAUCAGAAACUCUCUGCUUGUUGUUACUGAGCGUAAUCACCAGUGUGCCUUUAUGCAUAUAGAAAAAAAAGAAGAAGAAGAAGGAUCCUAUGUAAGCGAAUAUCGCUUAUAAUUAGUCAAAAACACUAAUCUUGGUCUUGUGCUUAUCUUCAAUGUCGAGUUCAUCAGGGAGUGUUGCAUGUUACGCCCCGCCGCUUGUAAGAAGAAUGAAACAGGUCAUUUUCUCCUAUUUUGAUUUUACAACAACAUGGCUUUUGUCUUUC
Messenger RNA from Musa acuminata subsp. malaccensis (wild Malaysian banana), 3116 nucleotides. RefSeq names its product heat shock 70 kDa protein 16. Lineage: Eukaryota; Viridiplantae; Streptophyta; Magnoliopsida; Zingiberales; Musaceae. Gene Ontology annotation, molecular function: ATP binding; ATP-dependent protein folding chaperone. The record is from RefSeq and is a predicted model, not a curated record. Gene Ontology annotation, biological process: protein folding. Gene Ontology annotation, cellular component: cytosol; nucleus.